This is a messenger RNA of Danio rerio (zebrafish), 3115 nucleotides long. RefSeq names its product Sp5 transcription factor a (gene sp5a). Lineage: Eukaryota; Metazoa; Chordata; Actinopteri; Cypriniformes; Danionidae. Gene Ontology annotation, biological process: embryonic limb morphogenesis; positive regulation of fibroblast growth factor receptor signaling pathway; embryonic pectoral fin morphogenesis. Gene Ontology annotation, cellular component: nucleus. The record is from RefSeq and is marked validated.
AGAUAGUCCGGGGAUCGCUGGAGGAGAGGAAGCCGCGACAAGACCUUCAAGUCUUGCUGAACAUUUCUUUCGCGUUUUUUUCUUGUGUGGAGGGGCUGCUUUUUUAAAACGCGGGAAGCUUGAGGAACUCGAGGAAGCGUUGCCAUGGCAGCUGUGGCUGUGCUGAGGAACGACACACUACAGGCGUUUCUGCAGGAUCGCACUCCGAACUCCUCUCCGGAAAACAGCAAACAUUCUCCUCUGGCACUUUUAGCAGCGACGUGUAACCGGAUCGGUCACCACCACGGAUCCACUCCCACGGACUUUAUUCAAGUUCCCUACGACACCACCCUCGGCUCCCCGUCACGGAUUUUCCACCCAUGGAGUAAUGAGGCCAAUCAUCAAUCCACGCUUUCCAGCAACCCUUCCUUUGGACUAUCCUCUAAAUCUCACCUGCAGAGCUCCUACGCGUCCCACCAUGAGCUCCCACUGACCCCUCCGGCAGAUCCUACAUAUCCGUAUGAUUUCUCUCCGGUUAAGAUGUUGCCAUGUUCAAUGCAAUCUUUACAGUCCACCUGCCCGCCGACUUAUGUACCUGCGGUUACCUACGCAGCACCUGCCCCCAUCCCUCCAGCCAUGCCUAGCUUUGUCCCGGGACACUCAGGCCUGGUGCAUCAGCAGCAGAGACAGCUAUCCCCAAAUCCAGGGGAGGAUAUACCAUGGUGGAGCCUUCAGCAAGGGAAUCCUGUAGCCCAUUCGGUGCACCCACACCGCUUCCCCAUCCAAAGAGGCUUAGUGUUGGGACACACAGAUUUCGCACAGUACCAAACUCAAAUCGCAGCCUUGCUGCACACCAAAUCUCCGCUGGCUACCGCCCGGCGCUGCCGGAGAUGCAGAUGUCCGAACUGUCAGUCGUCCAGCUCUAGUGAUGAGCCCGGAAAGAAGAAACAGCACAUCUGCCACAUCCCCGGAUGCGGGAAGGUUUACGGUAAAACAUCCCACCUGAAGGCGCACCUGCGCUGGCACUCAGGAGAGAGACCCUUCGUGUGUAACUGGCUCUUCUGCGGGAAGAGUUUCACCCGGUCAGAUGAGUUACAGCGGCACCUGCGGACACACACCGGCGAAAAACGCUUUGUGUGUCCGGACUGCUGUAAAAGGUUCAUGAGGAGCGACCAUUUGGCCAAACACGUCAAGACGCACCAGAACAAGAAGAGCAAAAGUCACGACAAAACCUCCGAUUAUGUGAAAAGAGAAGAUCUGAGACCCGUGUAGAAGACUCAGACGACCAUAUAGACUAGUGCAAUAUCAUCUUCAGGAUCCUAAUCAAGUCUAAAAGAAAAAAAAAUUGUUUAUUUUCUAGUGCUGGGCAAAGAUUAAUCGCGAUUAAAUCACAUCCAAAAGUUUAUUUUGACAUAAUAUUCUAAUGAAGUUUAUUUGUAUAGUGCAUUUCACAAUAAUUAUUGUGUCAAAGCAGCUUUACAAAGGUAUAUAAGUUUAUAUAUUAUUAUUAUAUUAGUGUGUACACAGUUGAAGUCAGAAUUAUUAGCCACCCCCCCCCCCCCCCCCUUUGAUUUUUUUUCUUUAUUAAAUAUUUCCCUAAUGAUGUUUAACAGAGCAAGGAAAUUUUCACAGUAUAUCUGAUAAUAUUUUUUCUUCUGGAGAAAGUCUUAUUUGUUUUAUUUCGGCUAGAAUAAAAGCAGUUUUAAAUUUUUUAAACUCUAUUUUGAGGACAUAAUUAUUAGCCCCUUUAAGCUAUAUAUUUUUUCGAUAGUCUACAGAACAAACCAUCGUUAUACAAUAACUUGCCUAAUUACCCUAACCUGCCCAGUUAACCUAAUUAACCUAGUUACGCCUAUAAAUGUCACUUUGAGCUGUAUAGAAGUGUCUUUAAAAUAUCUAGUCAAAUAUUAUUUACUGUCAUUAUGGCAAAGAAAAAAUAAAUCAGUUAUUAGAAAUUAGUUAUUAAAACUAUUAUGUUUAGAAAUGGGCUGAAAACAUCUCUCCGUUAAACAGAAAUUACGGAAACAAAAAAGGGGGGGCUAAUAAUUCUGACUUCAACUGUAUGUGAUGCACAUAUUUAUUCAAAAAACAAAACUAAACAAAACAAUUUUGUUUCAUAGAUAUUUAAAUGUAUAUAUAAUUUGUAUCAUUGUAAUCUAAAUAUAAAUAAGGAUUUUCUUAAAUAUACACAUGCCUGUGUGUAUUUAUAUAUACAUAAUAAAUGUACUCAGUAGGGUGGACUGGGACAGUGUUUUCACCUGGGAAAACUAAUGUACUGCAGGUGUGUGGCGAUCAGCAAGUUAAGCGGGGAGAGCAGGCCAGAUUUGCAGUGGCAGGUCAGAUUAACCAUCAGACUACCUGGAAAUGUACCCGGUGCUCCCUAUGGGCAGUCCGCCCCCAGCACAGUACACAUAUUUGAAUUACGUCAAAACCUUCACCUUGGAAUGCAAUUAAUUUUUGCCCAGCACGUUUGUCAGACUUGACUGCGAGGUUGUUUGUUUUUGGGGACUUGUAAAUAAAAUUUUCAAGUCUUUCUCAGUUCCUAAAGGAACCCUUGGGGGGGAGGAGGACGAGCUUCCCACCCCUGAGCUACUCAAAACGCUAACAAGUUCAAGCUUGUGUUAAAGAUCUCUGUCUUCGGUGGAAGAUUUCGUUACUCUGUAAAUAUAUAUCGAUAGCUUUUGUUGAAUGAAAGUGUCAGUUUUCGCUCCUUGUGGGGUGUUUUUAGCAUGCUAUAAUUGAAAAAAAACUCUCUGUUUAACUCUCAAAACUGUGUAAAAAAAAAAUAAAGAUUAUGAUCUGUACAUGCGCAUUCAUACAGAAGAGAGACGGAGCUAUUCAAAGUACAUAGAUUUAUUUUUUAAAGAGGAGAAAUGCUUAUUAAAUUGAUGUCAAAGUUCGAGUUUUGUAGUGUGUGUGUGUGUGUGUGUGAGAGAGAGAAGCUGGACAGAGAAACGGUGAAACUCUGUCUGUGAUUGAGUGAAAUGUCCCGAAUGAAGCACUGUGAGAUCCAUCAGUUGUUAGGAUAUGUAGAGUUCUCAUGUUCAGUUCAAAGGACAGGUUUUUUUUACAUACAUUAUAUGGUUUUAAGAACAGGCAGCAAAAAAAAUGACAAUAAAGCAAACAUUAACAGAAA